AGGGUUACAGACACCGGUCCCAGUUUCCACUAACUCAGACUGCAGAUCGAAAGUUGUCGGGUGCCUGGAGCAGCUUGAGUUUCACAGCAUUGCAUGAAACAGGAACCCAAAAGGCUCCUCCGAACCUCAAGAACAGUCAUCAUGAAAUUGGUCAGCUUCUUGAUCCUGGGACUCUGUGGGAAUCUGAGCGAGUCCCACCUGAUGGAGAGGAUUCAGGUCUGUGAACCGCAUUGCGCCCAGGGACUCCCCUGCAGAGAGAAGCCUUACUCAUUCUUUGAUCCCUGCAGAGAAACACCAGCGUCUCUUCAAAGUUCCAUUUUCCGCGAGGCCAACAUCUCGACAGUGAUGAAAUGUGAACAGAAGCAGCGAUGUUCCCUGCACCUCAGAGUCCACAGUGCCAUGCAGAUCAGUGACGGUGUUCGAGGCAUGUCGUUCUGCGUGACGUCCGUGGGGAUGCUGCAGUCCUGCACGGAGCUGAUAUUCCCCAGGUCAGACAGGAAGAAGCUGGCCGGACAGCAGGUGCAGAUUCAGAGUGGCUGCUACAGGGUGCUGCCGGGCCAGCAGGUCGAGGUUACUCUGAAAACGGUGCCCAACUACUGUGAGCUGACCUGGUCCAGAAGAUACCAUGUUCAAGAUUGUAAUGAUGUGGACCUGAGGAACAACGUCCCAGAAUGCAUCACUGGAAAAAUCGCGUACACAGUGGACACGGACAGGAAGGAGCUGUCCGUGAUGGUCACGGGGAUGCUGGAGAAUGAAGACUACAACCUCCGGCUGUGUCACCAGGGUUUCGCCUGCAGAGGAGCCGGCCCCCACGUGCUGCUGAAAAAGGAGAACCCUAUUAAAAACGCCACAUUCCGGUACAGCAGACCUUUACCCUGUCUAUGUAUCGAGGGAUGGUCACGUGUCACAGAUGCUCCCAGAGUCCAAGUCUGCCCGUUCAGAAACCGUACGGAGGAGCUCUGGUCUGGUGUGACCUUUGACCCUGAGGGGGAGAUUUUGUCGUGGGAGUCCUUGUGCGCUGUGGAGGCAGUGGUGACCUUGUGCCACACACUGGACGGGCACCCCUGCGUGGAUCUGAUCAACUCCACGCAGGUCGUGAACAGAAACAAGGUAGCCUACACCCGAGUGGACCCAAAUCCACAGCUCUGCAUGAAGUUCACCACCAGAGAAGGAUCUUGGAUUAAAUGCCCCUUUGCUGAUGGAAAGAUAACAGCCUGGAACCUGGAGGUGACAGCGGGUUGGCACCAGGCCAUCCUAACUUCCCGGAUGAGGGCUGAGCUUUCCCUCAGCCUCUGUGGGACGGACCCCCUCUUCCCGUGCAGCAUGCUAGCGUCUGUUGCUGUGGGGGAGCCAGAGCGAGCAGUUGUCAACCUCACUUUGGACACAGAUAUCUGCAAUGGCUCCGUCUGUAUCCAGGUGAGGAGGGUCGACACCCAUUUCUCAGUGCCCGUCAUACGGUGCCACAUCCAGUGUGUAGGUGCUGGGUCAGUCCGGAUGAGGGCUAACCAUUGGAAGGUGGAGCAGACACUGGUCCUUGCUCUCUUAUGUUUUUCAGCAGCAGUGUUGGCUGGCCUCGCAGCUAACGUCAUGCUAACAGUGUUUCAGAGGUGCCGCAUGGGGGAGGCGUCCGGCUCAGAUCCGGCAUUCCCGAAAGGGCCGGAACUCUUUUCGAAGGUGAAGCCCCUUCCCAACAGUGAAGAUGGAGCUGACCCUAACAUCCCCCACCCAGUCGGGGUCUUGGAGAAGCUGCUUGCCAGUCUGAGUCUGUCUAGGAAAAUGGCUGAUACAGAUGGGCAGGUGAAGGAAUCACGAGACAUCGCUAUCCUCCACCUGCCAGUAGGGUGCGAGAGAGAGCUUGACAGACUCCUCAAGGCCACGGGGGGACAGUCUCACCCACAACAGAAUGGCAUGACCCUUGUGCUGAUAAACUGUGACCUCAGAGCUGGGGAUCCACCACCCUUCCACCUUUAAUCACGGGCAGAUCAAUUCCCAUGUCACCAGGAAAAACAUAAGCAUUCCGCUAAUAGUAAGAACUGGAACGUAAGAUUGCACAUAAUGAAAAAACAGCCAUUUCAAGUUACUAUGUGAUAUUUUAUCUGUAUCAUCAACAUUUUAUACAUUGUAUUGGUAUCAUGUUAGUUAAGCUUGCUUAUGUUCUUGGUAUUUAAACUUUACUAUUGGGGCCCGAUUCCGCUUUAGCCUUAGAAACACCCAGCGAGAGACAGCAGUUCCACAGAAUCAGUUACACCUGCGUCACCCACUGCUCUGAGCGAAUUAACAGAGGCCCUAAAUGACUUUACAGGAUGGUGGGAAGCAUUGUGCAUGCAUGUGUGUGUGUGUGUGUGUGUGUGUGUGUGUGUG
Molecule: messenger RNA, 2361 nt
Organism: Brienomyrus brachyistius
Lineage: Eukaryota; Metazoa; Chordata; Actinopteri; Osteoglossiformes; Mormyridae
Exons: 18
Coding region: 94-1971 (625 amino acids)
Molecular function (GO): interleukin-17 receptor activity
Source: RefSeq, a predicted model, not a curated record